GACUAGACUCCUCGCUUUCUGUUUUCCAGUCAGCUUGAGUAGAAGGGUUGUCAAUGAUUAAAGUUUAGUCACAAACUGAUAUCCACCAACUGUUCGAUGAAAUGUCUGAAAGGAGUCAAAUUGCUUGAGAAAUAAAAUAAACACUUCCUUUUAGAGAGAGAAUUAGAAAGAUGGUGAUUCCACUGGCAGUGAGGCCACCCCGUCUCUUCGACUACCUCAAACCUUACGUCCUGAAGAUGCACUUCACGAACAAGUUUGUCCACGCUCAAGUCAUCCACUCACCAACAGCAACGGUGGCUUGCUCAGCUAGCUCACAGGAGAAAGCAUUGAGGGAGACAAUGAAUGUCACACGCGACGUGGCUGCUGCUUCAAAGAUCGGUAAACUCCUUGGCGAAAGGCUCUUGAUGAAAGAUAUUCCAGCUGUUACUAUUCACAUGAAGAAAGAGCAGAUGUAUCAUGGUAAAGUCAAGGCUGUCAUCGAUUCUGUCAGGGAAGCUGGCGUCAAGUUGCUUUGAUUAUUAUUCAACAACAAUCCUUGAUACCAAAUUAGUUUCAUGUUCGGAACAUUGUUAUUCUUUUUGGAUUGAGAUCAGAGUGGUGUCACAUAGAAAGUUAUAAGCAUUGACUAUUGAAUAAUAAGAUUAAUGGUGCUUUUUGCACAA
Molecule: messenger RNA, 662 nt
Organism: Raphanus sativus (radish)
Lineage: Eukaryota; Viridiplantae; Streptophyta; Magnoliopsida; Brassicales; Brassicaceae
Exons: 3
Coding region: 171-515 (114 amino acids)
Biological process (GO): translation
Cellular component (GO): ribosome
Molecular function (GO): 5S rRNA binding; structural constituent of ribosome
Source: RefSeq, a predicted model, not a curated record